UCUGGUCAAGUUUCAACCGAUUUUAUAAUCCCCAGGACACGAUGCGUGAGUGUCUAUCGGUUCACGUGGGCCAAGGUGGGGUCCAGAUUGGAAACGCUUGCUGGGAAUUGUACUGUCUGGAGCAUGGGAUCCAACCCGAUGGCCAAAUGCCAUCAGACAAGACCGUGGGUGGCGGAGACGACAGCUUCAACACGUUCUUCAGCGAAACCGGUGCCGGCAAACACGUUCCGAGGGCGGUCUUCAUGGAUUUGGAGCCAACGGUAGUCGACGAAGUGCGAACGGGAACGUACCGCCAGCUGUUCCACCCGGAACAGCUAAUAACCGGGAAAGAGGACGCGGCGAACAACUACGCGAGAGGGCAUUACACCGUGGGCAAGGAGAUCCUGGACCUGGUGCUAGACCGGCUGCGGAAGCUGGCCGACCAAUGCACGGGUCUUCAGGGGUUCCUGAUCUUCCACGCCUUCGGGGGCGGCACCGGAUCUGGCUUCACCUCUCUGCUGAUGGAGCGUCUCUCGGUGGAUUACGGCAAGAAGUCGAAGCUGGAAUUCGCGAUCUACCCGUCCCCGCAGAUCUGCACGGCGAUCGUGGAGCCGUACAACUCUCUGCUGACGACGCACACCACCCUGGAGCACUCGGACGCCGCCUUCAUGGUCGACAACGAGGCCAUCUACGACAUCUGCCGAAGGAACCUGGACAUCGAGAGGCCCACCUACACGAACCUGAACAGGCUGAUCGGGCAGAUAGUCUCCUCGAUCACGGCCUCCCUGCGCUUCGACGGAGCCCUUAACGUCGACCUGACCGAGUUCCAGACGAACCUUGUGCCCUACCCCAGGAUCCACUUCCCAUUGGCCACGUACGCUCCGGUGAUCUCCGCCGAAAAGGCCUACCACGAACAGCUGACCGUGGCCGAGCUGACCAACUCCUGCUUCGAGCCGGCCAAUCAGAUGGUCAAGUGCGAUCCCAGACAUGGGAAGUACAUGGCGUGCUGUAUGCUGUACAGAGGGGACGUCGUUCCGAAGGACGUCAACGCGUCCAUCGCCACCAUCAAGACCAAGCGCACGAUACAGUUCGUCGAUUGGUGCCCCACGGGGUUCAAGGUCGGUAUCAAUUAUCAGCCCCCUACGGUGGUUCCUGGGGGCGACCUUGCGAAGGUGCAACGAGCCAUCUGCAUGUUGGCCAACACGACGGCGAUCGCGGAAGCCUGGGGCAGACUCAACCACAAGUUCGACGUCAUGUACUCGAAACGUGCCUUCGUCCACUGGUACGUCGGCGAGGGAAUGGAGGAAGGUGAGUUUUCGGAAGCGAGGGAGGACUUGGCUGCUCUGGAGAAGGACUACGAGGAGGUUGGCCUGGACUCCGUCGAGGGCGAGGGCGAAGGUGGCGAAGAGUACUAAGCCGUCCCCUCGGCAUUGGAAGAAAUGUCCUGACCUCUCUCUAGGUGUCGUCCAAACCUGACCGUGGAUCGCCAUCGUCCAUGGGCCUUCCUCUAUCCUGUUAUGUAAAUUCGCUGCCUCGGGAAUCCAUCCCAAAGGACGCCGCGUGUCGCGCCGUUGACAUUGACU
Molecule: messenger RNA, 1562 nt
Organism: Orussus abietinus
Lineage: Eukaryota; Metazoa; Arthropoda; Insecta; Hymenoptera; Orussidae
Product: tubulin alpha-1 chain
Exons: 4
Coding region: 42-1394 (450 amino acids)
Biological process (GO): mitotic cell cycle; microtubule cytoskeleton organization
Cellular component (GO): microtubule; cytoplasm
Molecular function (GO): GTP binding; structural constituent of cytoskeleton
Source: RefSeq, a predicted model, not a curated record